AUGUCUUUUGAUUUCCUAGCAAGCCAGAAGCGGUUGGAGCAGAGGGGUAAAGCCUUUGAUGAGAAGACUCGGCGAAGAGCCGAGGUGGAACGCCAGCAGAAGGAGCGAGCUGCUGCCCGGGCUGCUGCCCUGGAGCAGGCCCAGCGCGAGCGCCGCCUGGAGCAGGCUGCAGCGGAGCAGGCGGAGCGGGACCACCUGGCGGCGGAGCUGGAGCGGAACCGCGGCGUCACCUGGCGAGCGCGGCUCGCCGCCGUCCCCCUCCCCGACGCCGUGGCGGCGGGGAAGGGCCUCCGGCGCGCGGCGGACAAGAUCCUGCUCCCCGCCUCGGCGGGACGCCUGCUCAUGGACCAAGGCGCGCCGCGCAACGGCGCCAUGCACUUUGAACUGGUGACGUCCCCGCCGGCCUCCGUGGAGGUGCGGUAUCGCCUCCUGCCGCGCGGCGAGCGCGUGGUGCUGCAGCCGCGGGCGGCGGCCUUCCAGGCCGAGGUGGGGCCAGGCAUGCGCGAGGCGCUGGAGGCGGCGCUGGGCGCGCGGGCCACGCUGACCGAGGGCGACUGGGUGCGGGUGGGGCAGCACCUGCUGCGUGUACGGGAGCUGCACCCCGACCGCCAGGUCAGCGUGCUGGACGCCGAGCUGGAGGCGGACAUCGCCGCCAGCCUGGAGACCGAGGAGCGGAUCGGGCGGGAGGAGAGCGAGGCGCGGCGGCGCCUGGAGACCCUGGCUGCCGAGGCCUUGGAGGCGGCGCGGGAAGCCGAGACCGCUGCCGCGGCGGAGGCUGCUGCAGCAGAGGCUGAGCUGCGGCGGCGGCAGGCCAGGACGCAAGCCGCCGCCGGGCUCCUCGCCCGACUCCCGGCCGAACCCGGGCGAGGCGCGGCGGGGUGCGCCACCUGCCUGCUGCGCCUCGGCGACGGAUCACGGCAUACGCGCCGGUUUUUCUUGGACGGCUCACUGCAGCCGCUGCUGGAGUGGGCGGAGGCCAGCGGGGCGGCCGCGCUGCCCGAGCGGUAUAACUUGGUGCUGCAGUACCCACGGCGCACCCUUUUGCCGCCCCAGGGCGGCCAGUGGCCCAGCCUGGCCGAGGCGGGGCUGGUGGAGGGGCAGAACGUGAUUUUCGUAGAGGCAUUGACAGUCGGUGAUGACGAGGCGUGA
Molecule: messenger RNA, 1149 nt
Organism: Auxenochlorella protothecoides
Lineage: Eukaryota; Viridiplantae; Chlorophyta; Trebouxiophyceae; Chlorellales; Chlorellaceae
Exons: 4
Coding region: 1-1149 (382 amino acids)
Cellular component (GO): VCP-NPL4-UFD1 AAA ATPase complex
Molecular function (GO): polyubiquitin modification-dependent protein binding
Source: RefSeq, a predicted model, not a curated record